GCGGCGGUGCAUAGCCAAGUCCACGGAUGCCUGUGCCCUUCUUACCCUGAGACCCACAAGCGCUUUCCUCGGUCUGAAGCACCCGCCUUGUCGGGGCCACUUGGGGGCGCGGCCGACGGCAGAGCUCUCCUGUACUGCGCUGGCGCUUAGCCACGCAGAGACCCUUUCGGAUUCUUGAUUCCCACUCCUAAAUCAGCAGCUAGACAGGGACCCCAAGCGAACUCGGCGACUAUCACCAAUGUCAGUUCAGAAUUCUGACUGGUCCCUCCAACAGGACAACCCUAUCUUCGGGGAGCCAGAUCCACCAGUCCACACAGACAGUGACUCAGGCCACCAGCCAGUGGAGGGCUAUGAGGACACCUCUGCUCAGGCUACUACAUGCUCGAGCUUGGGCCCACCUUGCCUGGAUAUCAACCGAGCUUCAAACUGGCCUGGCUUUCGGACUCUCCUGCAGCAGCUUCCUCCACAGGACAGUGAUGAACGCUACUGUCUGGCCCUAGGGGAGGAGGAACUGGCCCAACUUCGACUCUUCUGUACCCAGCGGAAGCAGAAAUCCCUGGGACAGGGCGUGGCCCGUCUCCUGCCUCCCAAGCUUGAAGGAUACACCUGUAAGAAGUGCAAGAAGCUACUGGACCCAGGGGAGUAUGGAGUGUUCGCGGCCAGGGCUGGUGAGCAGAGCUGCUGGCACAGACCCUGCUUUGCUUGCCAGACCUGUGGCCAGGGCCUCAUAAACCUCAUCUACUUCUAUCACGAGGGGCACCUGUACUGUGGCCGUCAUCAUGCGGAGCUCUUCCGACCUCGAUGCCCAGCUUGUGACCAGCUGAUCUUCUCCCAGCGCUGCACUGAGGCAGAGGGACGGCGCUGGCACGAGAACCACUUCUGCUGCCAAGACUGCGCAGGGCCCCUGGAUGGGGGACGUUAUGCCCUGCCGGGGGGUAGCCCAUGCUGCCCCAGCUGCUUCGCGAGACGCUACAGAAGUGCGGGCUCUAGCUCAGUAGGGGUAGCGGAAGGACAAGCGUCCCUUGGGGACGAAGAACCUGAUCCAAGCAUCGGCUGGAACCGUGCCUCCUCGGAUGACAAGAUAACCUCCCGAGCUGCGCGUCCCUCUGCAGUUACCAGUCUCACCCUGGAAACCCCGAGUGGGGCGUCCAAACGGCAGGAUAGAGACGGCCCGCAGAUACCCGGGGAUCCCAUAGAGGACAGCCCCUGCCCCACCUGCUCCUCUUCCUCUGAGUCGGAACCCGAAGGUUUUUUCUUUGGCCAGCGCCUUCCAGAUCCCUGGAAGACCCCCGAAAACCUCCAAACAGAUGACAGAGACAUCUCCAGGAAGCACUGCACCAUUUGUUAGUGACGCGGCUUG
Molecule: messenger RNA, 1360 nt
Organism: Mus pahari (shrew mouse)
Lineage: Eukaryota; Metazoa; Chordata; Mammalia; Rodentia; Muridae
Gene: Prickle4
Product: prickle planar cell polarity protein 4
Exons: 7
Coding region: 239-1348 (369 amino acids)
Molecular function (GO): zinc ion binding
Source: RefSeq, a predicted model, not a curated record